Molecule: messenger RNA, 1931 nt
Organism: Anoplophora glabripennis (Asian longhorned beetle)
Lineage: Eukaryota; Metazoa; Arthropoda; Insecta; Coleoptera; Cerambycidae
Product: maltase A1-like
Exons: 7
Coding region: 40-1785 (581 amino acids)
Biological process (GO): carbohydrate metabolic process
Source: RefSeq, a predicted model, not a curated record
CAAAAUAUCAGGUGGUUUAAAUAUGCGGAGAUCAUUAUUAUGAAAAGUUACAUAUUCAUUAUAUUUGCGUUCAUUUUAGCAGUUACAUCGAUUAGUGCCGUUAAAAACGGUGCAAAAUGUAUUUUAAGGGAUGAAGAUUCUCCAAAUACUAACUGGUGGAAGACAGCUGCAUUCUAUCAAAUCUAUCCUAGGCCUUUCAUGGACAGUGAUGGAGAUGGAAUAGGAGAUUUGCAAGGCAUUAUCCAAAAACUACCCCACCUUCAAGACGCAGGGGUUACAGCGACUUGGCUGUCUCCAAUAUUCAAGUCUCCCCAAGUGGAUCAAGGAUACGAUAUCAGCGAUUACAGAGAUAUAGACCCAGAUUAUGGUACCCUGGAUGACCUGAAGGAAUUGUUAAAAAUGGCGAAGGAGUUCGGUAUCAGAAUUAUCUUGGAUUUCGUACCUAAUCACACGAGUGACCAGCACGGGUGGUUCCAAAAAUCUGUCGCUAAAGAGGAGGGAUACGAAGAUUUUUAUGUUUGGCACGAUGGGAAGGUUGUUGAUGGUACUAGGGUACCACCAAAUAAUUGGGUAUCCAAAUUCAGAGAAUCUGCUUGGACAUUUAAUAAAAAGAGACAGCAAUAUUACUACCACCAAUACGCCAUCCAACAACCUGAUUUGAACUAUUCCAAUCCAAAAGUGGUGGAAGCCAUGAAGGACGUUAUGAGGUACUGGCUAGACUUUGGGGUAGACGGCUUCAGAGUUGAUGCUGUGCCUUAUCUCUCAGAAGAUCCAGAGUUCAAAGACGAACCUCUUAUCGAUGGAUGUAUCGUCACUUCUAGGAGGAACUGUUUGAACCACGUAUAUACCAAAGAUCUUCCACCUACUUAUGAUAUAAUAUACGAAUUCAGAAAGGUUGUAGAUGAUUUCACUGAGACUAACAAAGUUGAUACAAGAGUAAUGAUGACAGAAGCGUACACUGCAAUCGAAAAACAAAAGCUAUACUACGGCAGUGCUGAUGGAACUGUAAAGGGAGCGCACUUUACAUUUAAUUUCCAAUUCAUAUCUUCUUUAUCUAAGGGUUUUACCGUAGACGAUAUAGUUAACGUUACCAGAAAGUGGCUCAAUAAUAUCCCUGAGCAGUAUACGAGCAACUGGGUGCUAGGUAGCCACGACAAUCACAGAGUGGCCACCAGGUUAGGAAGAGAAAACGUGGACGGCUUCAAUAUGCUGACUGCCAUCCUCCCAGGAGUCAUGGUGACAUACAACGGAGAAGAAAUUGGUAUGGAAAAUGGCGAAGUCACCUGUGAAGAAGGUCACGACCCCCGGGCCAUUAAAGACUGUUCCACAUUCGCUCGAAACAGCAGAGAUUUCGAACGUACUCCUUUCCACUGGGAUGGUACCAUCCACGCUGGUUUUACAACGGGAACACCUUGGUUACCAGUGUCCGCUAAGGCCAAGGACACCAACCUGGCUGAUCAGAAUGUAAAGGGAGUUUCUAGUCACUACAAUGUGUACAAGCAGUUGAUGGAAUUCAGGAAGAACUUCCAGAAAUCUUUCACGUUGGAUACGGUCUCUACUAUAAAGUUAACUGAUAAUGUGGUGCAGGUCGAAAGAUACGUGGAUAAGGACGAAUUCAUUCUGGUAUUCAAUGUAGGAGAUUUGGAGGAAACUGUUGAUUUCCACAGAAUUAAAGACAGUUACAAGGUUUUGGUUACUAGCGUCAACAGUUUGUAUAAGCCUGGGGGUUUAAUCGAUGAACUGACUCUAAAGGCUCAUGAGAGUGUCAUUUUACAAGGAUUGUAAUAAUGAACGAAAUGAGGAGCAAUAUUAUGAAAAAAGAAGUCGGCGAAAGGAAUUUGGAUUUUCAACUAUAUGACAUUGUUUUUUAAAUAAUAAAAAAAAGUUUGUGAAGUUUUAAUACCACCACCAUCAAUAUAACUCUCAACUCA